AUGUCUGGAGAUACAGCUGAUCCACAAGACGGCAUUCCUGCCCCGGAGGCUAUAGCGAUGUAUCUAUACGACAAUCGGCAGCGCAAACUGUCGUUGCAAACUCAAAUGGGGCUGCAAAAGGAUAGAGAAGCCUUGACAGACAUGAUCCUUGUCGCCCGCAAGGCUGCCUCGACGCAUCUAGAGCUUGAUAGGCCCAACUUCCGCGAGCAGCGCCCAGAAACAUUGGUGACCAUUACGGAUGAGGUCUUGAAGGAGUGGGCGCAGGAAUGGGACGCGUUCGAAGACCUUCGACUGCCCGUGCUAGCAUUCGACCUGGUCCCGGAAGACAUUCAGCAGGCUUCACAGGAUCCCACCGUUGAACGGCAGCCCGCUGACCCUAUGAAAGAAGCCAAGCGUUCAAACUCAAGGACCAGUACGGGAAUAGAGCAGACAAGUCCUGGUCGGCCUCUUGCGUCAACUCCUGAAGCAUCGGGGGCCAUCCCGAGUUUCCUGUACGGUUUGAAGUUUCCCUCUCACGAUGCUGAGAAGAUAGCGCGUCUGUUGAAGAGCAUGGGCGUAGAGGACAAGGAGUUUCUUGAGAUACUCGCAACUUUGGAAAUGCGAAACCAAUGGCUCGAUGAGCUUCGUGAGGAGGGGGAUCUCACGCCGAUACAAGCCCGGCUACUCAAGGAAGGCCUUGACAGACUGGGUCGGGAUGCUAAAUGA
Molecule: messenger RNA, 705 nt
Organism: Trametes versicolor FP-101664 SS1
Lineage: Eukaryota; Fungi; Basidiomycota; Agaricomycetes; Polyporales; Polyporaceae
Exons: 9
Coding region: 1-705 (234 amino acids)
Source: RefSeq, a predicted model, not a curated record